AUGCCGACCAGCAAUGCGUCCCUUUUCGCCCGGCUGAAGAGGAGGUCGGACGAGACCGGCGAGGCUAUGCCCAAGCCCCGCAAGAAGAAACAGCUGGAGUCAGCCGAGAAGAGGCUAGCUGAGGCGGAGGCCGCGCUAGCGGAAGCUGUAGCACGGAGGGAGGCCACAGAGGUAGGUCGGCGAUCCAUCGUUGACGAACUCGAAGAGGAGAGAGCUGCACACUCCUUGACGAGAUCAGCGUUGCGUGCCUCCGAGGCGCGCUUGGCCGAGGCCCGUUCCGAAGCCGCCGGCUAUAAGUAUGAGGGCGGGGUCCUCCGCCUAAAAAUUGAGCAGCUCGAGGCCCGGGAGAAGAAGGCACUCGAGCGGGCGGAGAAUGCCGUGGAGCUCUUCAAGGAGUCUGAAGAGUUCCGCGACAUGCUGGAGGAGGAAACCGUGGACGGGUUCCUCUGGGGCUUCGAGAACUUUCGAAGACAAAUGCAUCGAUAUUGCCCCCAGCUCGACCUUUCGGAAAUCCGUCUGAGGAUGGGCCUGAGUGAUGGGAACGAGGACGAGGUUCCCGCAAUUAUCGUGGCCGAGGAGGAGCUCGCCGAGAUCGAAGCCAGCAUGGCCGAUCAGAAGACAUCAGGGGCUCCCCCCGAGGUCGCCGAGGAGGCUCACGGGGCUACUGACGAGGCCCUGACCGAGAUCGCCGAGGGGGCUCAUGGGGCUACUGACGAGGCCUCGACCGAGGUCGCCGCAGAGGGUUCAGAGCCAGCGCCCGCGGAAGGCCCUCAGGUCAUCGCAAUCGACGACCUCGAGGGUGAUGCUGGUGCAGCCGCCGUUCCUUAG
Phoenix dactylifera (date palm) is the source of this 828-nucleotide messenger RNA. The record is from RefSeq and is a predicted model, not a curated record. Lineage: Eukaryota; Viridiplantae; Streptophyta; Magnoliopsida; Arecales; Arecaceae.